This is a messenger RNA of Aspergillus terreus NIH2624, 594 nucleotides long. RefSeq names its product C2H2-type zinc finger protein. Gene Ontology annotation, cellular component: nucleus. The coding region runs from base 1 to 594 and encodes 197 amino acids. Lineage: Eukaryota; Fungi; Ascomycota; Eurotiomycetes; Eurotiales; Aspergillaceae. Gene Ontology annotation, molecular function: RNA polymerase II cis-regulatory region sequence-specific DNA binding; DNA-binding transcription factor activity, RNA polymerase II-specific. The record is from RefSeq and is a predicted model, not a curated record. Gene Ontology annotation, biological process: regulation of transcription by RNA polymerase II. The transcript has 2 exons.
AUGGACGGUCGUUCGGGAAACUUUGCUUGGGGGAGCCCCGAGUGCUGGUAUGGAGAGGACAACUCAAUGCCUCCCGAUACGGUUGAUCCUUCGUCCAUUUUUGACCCAUUUCUGUUUGACAUUUCAUUAUUCGAUCAAUGCCCGACUGGAUUAUUUGAAUUGGAUACUUCAGCUGCCACUGCUCUUGCUCCUGCUCCUGCUAGUACGGAACCCAACGGGGACGCCCCACAGAGCUUAAUGCCUCCCGCUUCAACCGAGGGCGCAACAGCGAAUCAUCACCCUCCGACCGGUGGAAAUGUAGACAACACCCCAAACCAUCUUAUACCGGCACACAGAGGGAGGACUGGAGCAAGAGCCCGCAGAUCGCGUCGAAACAGCGCUUCCAAGUCUAGAUCCAGCACCCAGCGCUUCCGAUGCGAUCGAAAUGGCUGCGAUUACACUGGCACUUUUGGACGCAAAGCAGAGCUGAUGCGACACAUUGAAAGCAAGCAUGUCAACCCUGGCGCGCACAAGUGUCCGGCGCCUGGCUGUGGAAGGGUAUUCAACCGCAAGGAUAACCUGGAGGAGCAUAUGCGUGUUCAUCUGCCGAAAUGA